UGAUAAUUGUCAAGAUGCCAGGACUCCGGGCGGCCUUUCGAGGAUUGCUCAAGCGCUCUCACAGCACAGGCAGCUCCUCGGCAGAACCCCAGCCGCAGCCCUCGCAGCACUCAGGCCAAGCGGCAGGCAGCAGGAGCACUUCUCGCGACCACGGCCGAUCCUCUCCGCAUCUCGCUGCCCUCAAGAGUCCGUCCAAGUUUAGUGUGCAGGACAGCAUCAGAGAGGAAGACAGCGACGACCACUUUCACGACGCUCCCGAGCCCACCACGCGCCCGCCCGCUGCCAGCAACCGCAACAGCACCAGCACCGGCCGCGGCAUUGCUGCUCCGACCCUCGACGCUCAACUUGCUAGCAUCCAUCUUGACAACGACCUCCAGUCCACUCCCGAGAGACAUGGGACUUCGAGCCACUCGCACAAUCAACCAAGCCUGACAUUGCAGUGUGCCACUCCAGAGAAGCCUGUCGACAUCCUCGCCGAGUAUGUCGCUGAACUACACAUCUCUCCCAAUGUCCCACGCGCUGACACAGACGCCUCCACCAGCACAAGGAGCCUCCGUCCUCAAUCCGCCCACUCGCGCCCUCACACCCCAGUAUCCAUCCGCGCCCAGCCCUCUCCGAGUCUGCCGUCGCUACCGCUGCCACUGACGCCUAAACGUCCAUCCGAGAACACUAUCCGUCGUCAAUCCCUCUUGAGCGGCGCCAACGCUCCUAUCAUCCGCGCCUUACUCAGUCCCAACACCGUCGCUCAAUUCCCUCUACCUCCCUCGACUCCUCCGGCCACCAUUGAAGCCUCGGACUACUUUGUCGACGCACCGGUCCCUCCUAUUGCUAGCAUGUUGACCCGAAAAGUAUGGGUCAAGAGACCCAAUGCCUCGCCUACCAUGGUCACGGUGCGCGAAGACGACCUAGUCGAUGAUGUGAGAGACCUCGUAAUGAGGAAAUACGGCAACUCGCUGGGUAGAAGUUACGACUCACCCGACCUUAUCCUGCGCAUCGUCAGCAGGCCUGAUGAGAACGGGAAGCGCGCAUCGGAACGUAUUCUCAGUCCAGACGAGGAUGUCUGUCGCACAUUGGACUCGUAUUAUGCUGGUGGCCAAACUGCCGAGGAAGCUCUUCUUAUCGAGACUCCCNCACGCCGCACCCCUCGCCCAUCUCCUCGCAUAUACCAUGGUGCUUCAUAUGCUGCCUUGGAUGACUACCGACCUGCAGAGACAGGCACUGACUAUNUUCCCCCAAUGCCCGCAGUUCAACUUCCAACAAAUGUGCCUGGCCAACCGCCUGUGCAACAGACAUUACAUCCUGAGCCACCCCGCUCAAUAGCCGUACUGAACACUGGCCAGAUUCCUGUCUUGCCAUCACCGGGCAGUGUCCGCCGCCAUCGCGAUCCUCGCGAUCCUAGGCCAAAGUUCAACCGCCAACAUACUUCUUCCCCUACUAUCAUGACCCACAAUCCUCCGCCUACAUCCAUGCCUCUCAGUGCAUCCAACCUAGCGAUUUCUCAACAUAUGCCUACAAUCAGACAGAGUCGCCCAAGAGCCGGUUCCACCGUUUCCGAACAACAGGGCCAUGCCGUACCGCCGGCGCCAGCUCUCCCAACACCUCCUGCCGCAGAGGCUAUACCUCCUGUACAUCCCGGUAGUAGCCCACCCACCCCUGCUUCUCAGAGUCAAAGCACGCUCAAGCCUGCUCGCCCUCGCCGCCAAAGAAAGCUUACUCCCACCGACGGUACGGCGACCAUCAAAUCUCCUAGCAAUGGCGCAAAAACAACCCUUCCUCCUUCGCUGCUCGACGGCGCGGUUCCUCCCAUCAACGUACUGAUCGUCGAGGACAACAUCAUCAACUUGAGACUGUUGGAAGCGUUUAUGAAGCGCUUGAAAGUAAGAUGGAGCACAGCUUUGAACGGCCAGAUUGCAGUCAACAAAUGGCGAGCUGGCGGCUUCCAUCUAGUGCUUAUGGAUAUUCAAAUGCCCAUCAUGAACGGAUUGGAAGCAACCAAAGAGAUUCGUCGUCUUGAAAGAGCCAAUGGAAUUGGUGUGUUCAGCACCUCUUCCACCCCUGCUCCUUGUUCUGGAAAAGGCGAGAAUGGAGAAGAUUACGACGAAGAAAAGAAGAAGGACGAUGAUAAACUCGUGUCUGAUGGCGGCUUGUUCAAGAGUCCCGUCAUCAUUGUCGCGCUUACUGCAAGUAGUUUGCAGAGUGACAGACACGAAGCCCUAGCUGCUGGUUGCAACGAUUUCUUGACANAAGAUGUUCGCCCCGUUAACUUCGUCUGGCUUGAACGCAAGGUCAAGGAAUGGGGUUGUAUGCAAGCUCUCAUCGACUUUGACGGCUGGCGCAAGUGGAAAGACUUUGAUGCUGAUAAGGCAGCGAAAGAGAAGAAGGCUAAGCGCCUCUCACGAGCCAGCGCCGAGGGACCACCCAGAUCUCCUCGCCCUGGGGCGACGACCGCGGAUGCACCAGCACAAAGCAACGGUGAAGCUGCCUCGACGACCGAAGCGACG
This is a messenger RNA of Aureobasidium uvarum, 2501 nucleotides long. NCBI's taxonomy places the organism in Eukaryota, Fungi, Ascomycota, Dothideomycetes, Dothideales, Saccotheciaceae. The record is from the annotation of a GenBank genome assembly.